ACUCCGAUCAGCUGAGGUACAAUUAACGAGCCAGCUGUGGGAUAAAAGAGUACUUGUGAUUAUCUUUAAUACAAUUGAGAAAGUUUCUCACGGAAACUGUUUGUGGACCAAAAGUUUUUGAUUCAACAUUUGAGUGACAAUUGACAUAUUUUGAAACACUCGAUACUUCCACGGUUUAAAACGUACUCGAUACAUCGGUGAAUAACAAGACGAAGAAGAAAUCCAAAAAAAUGUCGAUUGGACCAAGGACUCUGGGGUUAACAAAGAUAACCCGAAAACUUCGUCAACGCAUCAAUGAGCAUCACGCAAAGCAAGAAAUUCUCAGAGCCACCAAGGAGCGGAAACGAAGAGUACGAUCGGAAGUGCAUACGAAGAUGUUGAAGAUCGGUUUCCUUGGCGGUGGCAAGAUGGCUCAAGCCCUUGCCAAAGGUUUCAUCAAGGCUGGAUUAAGUGAAGGAGAAAAAAUGCUGGCGAGUUGUCUGCCGAAUGACACCGGGAGUAUCGAUGCCUUUAAAGAAAUCGGAUCGAAUACGGUCUUCUCGAAUGGACCCGUAGCAGAACACGGUGACAUAUUAAUUCUUUCCGUGAAGCCACAAAUAGUUCCUAAGGUUCUACCAGAACUGAAGGAUCACCGAAAGUUAAUACUUUCAAUCGCCAUGGGCAUUUCUUUAGCUUCGUUGGAAAAGGGUUUGCCGCCAGGGACGCCGGUAAUCAGAGUAAUGCCAAACACUCCCGCACUUGUAGGCUGUGGCGCCACUGUUUACGCACGCGGUAAACAUGCUGGUGACGAUGAAGCUCAAAUUGCCGAAAAAUUAUUUUCUGCUGUCGGACUUUGCGAGGAAGUUAGCGAAAGUAUGAUAGAUCCCGUUACAGCUCUCGCGGGAUCUGGUCCGGCAUAUGUAUAUAUGAUGAUUGAGGCUUUGGCUGAUGGGGCAGUGAAAAUGGGUCUCAUGAGGUCGAUCGCAUACAGAUUAGCUGCACAAACAGUUCUUGGGGCGGGAACGAUGGUUCGAGAUACACAAAUUCAUCCUGGACAACUGAAAGAUGAUGUAGCUUCUCCUGCAGGAUCUACCAUUACUGGAAUCCAUCAUCUGGAGAAACACGGUUUAAGAUCUGCUAUUAUGGGCGCCGUAGAAGCUGCAACGUUACGUUGUCAGGAAGUUAGUUCACUUGAGGAUGAGAAAUAAUGAUUGCAACUAGAAUGACGUUGGAAAUAGACAUUCAGUUAGAAAACUUUGACAAUAUAGAUAGAUUUGAAUUUUAUAUAAAUUAUAUCACAAUGGAUUGUACAAAGAUUGGAUUGUACAAUGGAUUGUACUAGCUGAAAAUGGCAUCUUGUCGAUUUUUAUAUUCAAAACGUAAUUUACACGACGUGAGAAACGGUUGAUGAAUUUUCGAGGAUUUAUUUUAGAACCGAACUCUCAAAUCUCUUCAAUUUUAUAGAAUAAUUUAUAAU
This is a messenger RNA of Cephus cinctus (wheat stem sawfly), 1456 nucleotides long. RefSeq names its product pyrroline-5-carboxylate reductase 3 (gene P5cr-2). The transcript has 7 exons. Lineage: Eukaryota; Metazoa; Arthropoda; Insecta; Hymenoptera; Cephidae. The coding region runs from base 231 to 1187 and encodes 318 amino acids. Gene Ontology annotation, molecular function: pyrroline-5-carboxylate reductase activity. Gene Ontology annotation, biological process: L-proline biosynthetic process. The record is from RefSeq and is a predicted model, not a curated record.